Messenger RNA from Dentiscutata heterogama, 131 nucleotides. Lineage: Eukaryota; Fungi; Glomeromycota; Glomeromycetes; Diversisporales; Gigasporaceae. The record is from the annotation of a GenBank genome assembly.
CAAUGUUAAUUCCAUAUUCACCACAAGAAUUUGACUUGGAUGAAUAUGACUAUGACAAUUUUUAUAGUAGACACUCAGAUAAAGAAUUGGAUUCUGAUAACGCACAUUAUGAUAAGAAUUUUGCUCAAUAG